This is a messenger RNA of Nymphaea colorata (pocket water lily), 924 nucleotides long. RefSeq names its product ATP-dependent 6-phosphofructokinase 3-like. Gene Ontology annotation, biological process: glycolytic process. The record is from RefSeq and is a predicted model, not a curated record. Lineage: Eukaryota; Viridiplantae; Streptophyta; Magnoliopsida; Nymphaeales; Nymphaeaceae. The transcript has 7 exons. Gene Ontology annotation, cellular component: cytoplasm. Gene Ontology annotation, molecular function: 6-phosphofructokinase activity. Bases 1 to 924 code for a protein of 307 amino acids.
AUGCGCUACGAGAAUGAGCAGCUGCAUUGCGGGAGAGCUUCUGCGAGAGGAAGAGGAGCCUUCUCCACGAGCAAAGACUCUGCCCUAACGGGCAGCAAUUCUGUCCGCACUGAAGAAGGAAAGACAUGGGAGAUUGAAAGGCGUGGUCUUAAAGUUUCAGUUGCCGGAAUUCCAAAGACUAUUGAUAAUGAGAUUGCGUUGAAGAGGCUCAGAGGGCUAUUAACGCAGCGCAUGUCUGAAGCUGAAAGUGGUGAAAAUGGUGUGGGCCUUGUCAAGCUGAUGGGCUGGUAUGCUGUUGGAUUUAUUGCUAUGUACUCUACGUUGGCUAGCAGAGAUGUGGACUGUUGCCAGAUUCCUGAAUCUCCCUUCUAUUUGGAAGGGCCGGGGGGAGGACUCUUCGAAUUCAUAGAGCACAGACUCAGAGAGAAUGGUCAUAUGGUUAUUGUUAUAGCAGAAGGUGGUGGGCAGAAUCUUAUUGAGGAGCACUUGCGCGAAAUGGAACACAAGGAUGCUUCGGGAAACAAGGUCCUUCUUGACGUUGGGCUGUGGCUUUCUCACAAGAUCAAGUUAUACAACUGGAGGAUAAGGCCUACGCAGAGUGCUUACAACAUCUAUUGCACGCUUCUCGUUCACAGUGCUGUCCAUGGCACCAUGGCUAGAUACUUGGGCUUCACUGUCGGUCCUGUUAACGGCAGGCAUGCUUAUAUACCUAUCUACCGCAUGACUGAGAAGCAGAAUCAAGUCUGUAUAACUGACCGUAUGUGGGCGAGGUUGCUUUCCUCUGCGAACCAACCUAGCUUCCUCAGCCCAGAGGACAUUGAAGAAGCCAAGAGUAAGCGAGAGUCGAGCAUUCAAGAUCUACAAAUGUUCUUGGCAGACGGGAAGGCCUUGAGUGAGGACGGCAAUUUCUCGGCGACGUCAUAA